Molecule: messenger RNA, 3358 nt
Organism: Thamnophis sirtalis
Lineage: Eukaryota; Metazoa; Chordata; Lepidosauria; Squamata; Natricidae
Source: RefSeq, a predicted model, not a curated record
UAGAUUAGACAGUAGGCACUGUGGUUUGGGACUUCUGCUCCAAGCAGCCUGUGGCUGUGACUGAUUGCUCUGCUCCAUGGCCACUUCCGACCAUAAAGAUCAGGCAUGGAUCCCCAAAUAUUUCAAGAAGAAAGUCUGCACAACUUUCAUUGAGCAACCUAGUGAUAUAGGUGCCUCCGAUUUCUGCCAGUGUGGCAGCCCUCGCAAAAACCAUACAUCAGUAGCCAUAGAAGAUGCUUUUGGAGCAGCCAUUGUCAGCAAAUGGGACUCAGCACAACAUACCACAGAGAGGCCAACGGAUGCAUAUGGGGAGGUAGAAUUUCUAAGCACUGGCCGUAGACCAAGCAAGUUCAUUCGCCUCUCUGACUCAUCUGAUCCUGCAAAUGCUUAUGCUUUAGUAACGCAUCACUGGAAAAUCCCACACCCCAACUUGGUGGUGUCAGUGGUGGGAGGUGAAGGUGAGGGGCCUGUAAGGGCCUGGCUCAAAGAUGUUCUGAGAAAGGGGCUGGUUAAAGCAGCUCAAAGCACAGGUGCCUGGAUUAUGACAAGUGGUCUCCAAGAUGGUGUCGGCCGGUAUGUGGGGGAAGCAGUGAGAGACCAUGCUAUGGCCAGUACCAGCCGCAGCACUCAUGUUGUAGCAAUGGGCAUUGCUCCAUGGGGUAUCGUUGAACAGCACCAUUCUCUUGUGAACCCCAAGGGUUCCUUCCCAGCACGUUACCCCAGGACAAACCCUGUGAGCCCUUUCUGCCCUCUAGAUGCCAACCAUUCUGCCUUCUUCUUGGUGGACAAUGGGACACUGGGGAGAGCAGGCGGAGAGGCCGCCUUCCGAGCCCGUUUGGAACGCUAUAUUGCCCAGCAGAAAGUGGGAGCUGGCGGUGAAGGGAGCAUUGAGAUUCCUGUGUUGCUGCUGCUCAUCAGUGGGGACUCAGCCAUAUUCAAGCAUGUAAGCGGUCAAGCAAGGCCACCUGUUAUCUGGAUGAGCUACGCCUGGCGGUAGCCUGGAAUCGGGUGGACAUUGCCAGCACAGAAUUGUUCCGUGGGGACAUUCUCUGGGAGCCCAGCCUGCUGGAGAACCCAAUGCGUGAUGCAUUGCUAGGUAAUCGAACUGACUUAGUGCGCCUCUUUGUGGAGAAUGGCUUGGAUGUAGGACAGUUCCUGACAUGGGGAAAGCUGGAACAGCUGUAUGCUGGGUCCCCCAAGGUCUCGCUGCUGCGCCAGCUUUUGGAGCGAUGCCAAGGGACAGGCUCUGAGCCAUCCUCCCCUCCCGAAGACGUGCUGCUGGAACGAUCUUUGCCCGAUUGCCAUUUAUCUCAUGUGGCUCUUAUUCUGCACGAGCUACUAGGGGAUGUCUGUGCUCCUUUUUAUGCAGGACUAUACCCUAUUGGCCACAGAGGGAUAGGGAAAAAAGGAUUAUUAGCGAAUGGAGAUUCCUCCUACCAAAAUGAACGGUCACCAAACCCAUGGACUGACCUAUUUAUCUGGGCAGUGUUGCUGAAUCGAAAAGAGAUGGCAAUUUACUUCUGGGAAAUGGCACCUGAUGCAGUGGCUGGGGCAUUGGCGGCAGCAAAAAUACUGCGGGAACUUUCACAUCUAGAGACAGAGACAGAGGAAGUGGCAGCCCUGAAGGAUUUAGCAAUGCACUUUGAAAACUUGGCCAUAGGAGUAUUCAGUGAAUGUUACCGUAACAGUGAGCCACGGGCCUACAAACUACUGGUGCGCUGUUCCCACCUCUGGGUUGGAGCCACUAUCCUCCAUCUGGCUCACCAGGCUGAUGCCCGUUUCUUUUUUGCACAGGAUGGUGUCCAGUCCCUGCUUACCCAAAACUGGUGGGGAGAAAUGGACCGAAGUACUUCUGUCUGGAAGCUACUUCUCACAUUUUUUUGCCCCCCUCUCAUCUUUACUGAACUCAUUACAUUCAGGAGCAUGGAGGAUGAUCUGCAGCUGGAUUCCUUGGAACAGCUUGAAUUGGACAGUCUUGAUACAGAUGUGAAAAGUACCAUCGGAGACAUGUUGUCUGAAAGUUUGGAACCUCCAUUCCCUCUUUCUGUUCGACAACUGUGGUUACGACGAUGGCAUCAAUUCUGGGUGGCACCUGUGACAGCAUUCCUGAGCAAUGUGGUGAUGUACUUGCUCUUCCUCUUCCUCUUCUCCUACGUUCUGCUGCUGGAUUUUGACCCUCCACCUCCCAAAGGUCCAUCUGGAACUGAGAUAGUUCUGUACAUCUGGGUCUUCACACUAGUCUGUGAAGAGGUGCGUCAAGGAUGUUUUGUGGGAUCCCAACCUUUGUUGCAGAGAGUACGGAAGUACUUCCUGGACACAUGGAACCAGUUUGAUAUCACGGCCCUGCUACUCUUCAUGGUAGGGCUAGUGUGCAGGCUGUUUCCUUCAUCAUAUGAAUCAGGACGCACCAUUCUGUGCCUGGAUUUCAUGAUCUUCACACUUCGUCUCAUCCACAUCUUUGCAGUCAACAAACAGUUGGGGCCCAAGAUGAUUAUCGUUGGCAGGAUGAUGAAGGAUGUAUUUCUGUUUCUCUUCUUUCUUGGAGUGUGGUUGGUAGCCUAUGGGGUCACGACUGAGGGUCUCCUCCUCCCCCACGAUAGAAGAAUCCCUUGGAUAUUUCGACGUGUUUUCUACCGACCUUUCUUGCAAAUUUUCGGACAGAUCCCACUCAGUGAAAUUGAUGCUACCCAGAUUACAGCCUCAAAUUGCACCUAUGACCCUUUAGCCAUCUUGAUUGAGGACGCGAACCCUUGUACCAAUACCUAUGCUAACUGGCUGGUGCUCAUUCUUCUUGUGAUCUUCCUGCUGGUAGCCAAUAUUCUGCUCCUCAACUUGCUGAUUGCAAUGUUCAGUUACACGUUCUCCAAAGUGCAAGACAACAGUGAUAUUUACUGGAAAUCACAGCGUUAUAACCUUAUCUUAGAGUAUCAUAGUCGGCCUGCUUUGGCUCCACCCUUCAUCCUGAUCAGCCACCUACAUCUUUUGUUCAAGCGUCAUAUCCGCAAGGUGCCGUCAGCAAAGAGGCGUGACUUCUUGCUAGAACUCUCUGAGAUCCAAAAUAGACGACUACUGACGUGGGAAUCGGUACAGAAAGAAAAUUACUUAGUAACCCAGGCUCGACAGAAACGUGACAGCGACACUGAGCGACUCCGGAGAACUUCCCAAAAAGUCGAUCAGGUUUUAAAGCAGCUUUCUGAUAUCAAAGAAUCAGAGCGACAUCUGAAGAACCUUGAAAUUCAGAUGGAGUAUUGUACCAGUACCUUGUCUUGGAUGGUAGAUAUCUUGGCCCAGAGUGACCUAGCAAAAGGAAAACAAGUUCCACCUAUUCAGAAAAAAGAUUGAACUUUUCCAUGGCACA